This is a messenger RNA of Populus nigra (black poplar), 2335 nucleotides long. RefSeq names its product 3-phosphoinositide-dependent protein kinase 2-like. The record is from RefSeq and is a predicted model, not a curated record. The transcript is spliced from 11 exons. Gene Ontology annotation, biological process: intracellular signal transduction; peptidyl-serine phosphorylation. Bases 514 to 2004 code for a protein of 496 amino acids. Gene Ontology annotation, molecular function: protein serine/threonine kinase activity; ATP binding. Lineage: Eukaryota; Viridiplantae; Streptophyta; Magnoliopsida; Malpighiales; Salicaceae.
UAGAAAAGAAGAGAAAAGAAGAAAAGAAAAGAAAAGAAAGAAGAAUCAUUCAAUCCUUUGUGCCUCUGUUCUUCUCUCUUCAAUCCCCAUGCCUCCCUCUCCUCCCAUCAAAUUCCACACACAAUGAUACAAUCCUUACUUCUCCUCUUUCCUACAAUUAUAACAACAUUAACUUUUUAGUGUUUUUAGAUUUUUGCAUCGCCCCAACAACCGGAAUGCACACACAUACAUAGACACACACACACAUAUUGUAAGAAAAUAUAAUCACGUAUUUCUAUGAUUCAAAUUAAUCUUAUACAAAUACAUCAUUCACUUUUCUUUAUCAGAGAGAAUAUAAAGGCUCAAACUUGCCCUCUGAUUCUGAUGGGCUCUCUCUUGACUUGAAAACCCACCUCCAAGAUUUUUAGAGAGAGAAAUAUUGGUUUCUGUUUAGGGAGAGAGAGUGGGCUCUUUUAUUUUAUUUAAUUAUUAUUACUGUUACUAUUAUGUGGAGAUAAUUUGAUAGAGUGAGAAAUGUUGGAAAUGGAGAGGGAUCCUGAUUCAAAGUCGAGGAUUCAAAACAGCAAUUCACCUUCUUCAUCAUCUAAUAACAAUAAUGGGAAUGUGCAGAGAUCUAAAAGCUUUGCAUUUAGAGCUCCGCAAGAGAAUUUCACUAUUCAGGAUUUUGAGCUUGGCAAGAUCUAUGGCGUUGGAUCUUAUUCAAAGGUAGUGAGAGCAAAGAAGAAGGACACAGGAAUUGUAUAUGCCUUGAAGAUCAUGGACAAAAAAUUCAUCACCAAAGAAAAUAAAACAGCUUAUGUGAAGCUAGAACGCAUAGUGCUUGAUCAAUUGGAUCAUCCAGGAAUCGUGCGUCUAUAUUUUACUUUUCAGGAUAAUUAUUCUCUGUACAUGGCACUUGAAUCCUGUGAAGGAGGAGAACUUUUUGAUCAAAUAACCAGAAAAGGCCGUCUAUCAGAGGAUGAAGCUCGCUUUUAUGCUGCAGAAGUUGUGGAUGCUCUUGAAUACAUACAUAGUAUGGGAUUAAUUCAUCGGGAUAUAAAGCCAGAGAACUUGUUAUUUACUGCAGACGGACACAUUAAAAUUGCUGAUUUUGGAAGUGUGAAGCCCAUGCAGGAUAGUUGCAUCACUGUCCUUCCGAAUGCAGCUUCAGACGAUAAGGCUUGCACAUUUGUGGGAACAGCUGCAUAUGUCCCUCCAGAAGUCCUUAACUCUUCUCCUGCAACUUUCGGAAAUGACCUGUGGGCACUUGGCUGCACUUUGUACCAGAUGCUUUCAGGGACUUCUCCUUUCAAAGAUGCAAGUGAAUGGCUUAUAUUUCAAAGAAUUAUUGCUCGGGAUUUAAGAUUUCCAGAUUAUUUUUCAGAAGAAGCGAGAGACCUCAUUGAUCACUUAUUAGAUAUAGAUCCCAGCAGAAGACCGGGUGCUGGACGUGGUGGUUAUGCUGUGCUCAAGAAUCAUCCAUUCUUUGAGGGAGUUGACUGGAAGAAUUUAAGAGGAGAAACCCCUCCAAAACUUGUUUUGGAACCAAUGGCGCAAUCCAGUGACAAUGACCAUGACCCUGGGUCUCCAUUUAACCCCACACACAUUGGUGACAGUUCAAUGACACAAAAUGAUGCGAAUGUUGGAGUCUCAUCAUCUGCUGAAGCAACUUCACACAUAACUAGACUUGCUUCAAUUGACUCCUUUGAUUCUAAAUGGCAACAGUUUUUGGAUCCAGGGGAAUCUGUUGUAAUGAUCUCGAUGGUGAAGAAAUUACAGAAACUGACGAGCAAGAAGGUGCAGCUUAUCCUUACCAACAAGCCAAAGUUGAUCUACGUGGACCCUUCAAAGUUAAUAGUGAAGGGAAAUAUAAUUUGGUCUGACAAUUCUGAUGACCUGAGUGUCCAAGUUACAAGUCCUUCACAUUUUAAGAUUUGUACGCCGAAGAAGGUAAGGUCAUUUGAAGAUGUUAAGCAGAGAGCGUGGCAGUGGAAAAAGGCCAUUGAGAGUCUUCAAAACCAGUGAAAAUCUGUUAAUGGAUGUGCCGAACAUUCUUUGAUGCAUUGAUACAUAGAGGAACUUGGGGAUUCCUAAAACAGUCGACACCCCCAACAAUUAUUUAUUUUGUUGCAAGUUUGGCCUCUUCAAGGUGCAAAGCUGCCCCAUCAAGCUCACUUUCCCUCCCGCUCCAAACUGACUUUGCAACGGGGCCUUUCUGUAUGUUAUGCUUUUAAUGAAAGUCGUGUACAACGCAAGUCUUGAUUGCUGGGUUUGUAGAGGAGGGCUAGGGUUCACUACUUAUUUACUACAUUUAAAGUUCCAAGCCAUUAAUGAAAAGUUCUUUCCUUGAAUGAAA